AUGGAGUUUUUAUCUCCACCUUCAACUUCUCCCUAUGUGACUGCACCAACUAGUCCAACUUCUUACAUGGUGCAGUACCAUAGCGCUCCGGCUAGUCCAGGUAAAAGGUUCAGUAGAACUGCAGGUGAUAGCGACUAUGAGUUGACCUUGAGUGAUUUUGAAUUUGAAACGUGCGAGGAUGAGCAAUCAUGGCACGAAAAAGGAAGAGAGAUGGCAUUUGCGGAUGAAAUUUUCUCUAAUGGUCAAGUCAUGCCCCUUAAACUACCACCAAGGCUCCAAUGUGACAAUGACAUGAAAUAUACUACCCAACGAUCGAUUACAUGUUCAACUAUCGCUCCGACUGCCAUGGUUAAGUCUCCGUUUGCUCGACGGGACGUUGAUCCUUUCGUUGUUGCCAUGCAAAAGGUGAUGAAGGAAAAAAAUAGAGGGAGAAGUAACAAUUCAAAUCGCCAUAAACGCGCAAGGUCACUCUCACCAUUUAGAGCCAAAAAUAUGGAAUGGACUAUUGAGGAAAUGAGACAAGAAAUUGUAUCCAUGACUCCAAUUCAACCUUCAAGCCCAAAUCCAAGAAAGCCCAUUGAGUCUAAGGCCAAGGGAGCAUCAUAUGGAAGAUGGGUUUUAGACCAUUCUAUGAUUAUUGGGCCAGGCCCAAAAGAAUCCAAGAAGCCCAAAAACAAGAAAGAGCCCAAGCCCACUUCAAAAGGGGAUAUUUUUGUGGAAACCAAAAUGCAAAAAUUCAAAGGAAUGUUAGUGAAAUAUGCAUCAUUUAGAAAGGAGAAUAGUGAAGGAAAGAUGAAUAAUCCAAUUUUAGCUAUAUGGAAGCCAAAUUAUUUCAAGAAAUUGAGUUUCAAAUUCAAGGGAAAUGGUAAUGGCAAUGUGAGUAAAAAGGUAAAUGGAGGGGAGCCAAAGUUGGUGAUUGUGAAGUACAAACCAGCACUUUGUUUGGGUUAUGGACUUGAAAAAGCUUAA
Molecule: messenger RNA, 969 nt
Organism: Nicotiana tabacum (common tobacco)
Lineage: Eukaryota; Viridiplantae; Streptophyta; Magnoliopsida; Solanales; Solanaceae
Source: RefSeq, a predicted model, not a curated record